AUGUAGCAGGUCUCCCUCGAUCCAGUGUUUCCAGCCACGGUUUUCCUUCUCACCCUUCUGGACACACACCAGCUUGUCCCCGUCCCAGUGUGUUGACCACCAUGGCGCCUUGAUGAUGGUGCUGCGCAGUGUGAAUGAUGAACCCCCGAGGAGCUGUACAGAAGCCAGUUUCUUUGAGGUGCUUGACUUGGCAACAUCUGAACAAACUUGGAGAUUGGAGCAGCCAACUCUGAAUCUCGUGUCUCACAUGAAAAAGGUCCUGCUGACUGCUGUCAACAAAAAAUGGGAAUAAUACCCUGGAAGCUGAACACACAUUAGUGGAAGAUCGACAUGCUGAAAAGGGGGAAUGAAUAAGAGAAAGACACACAACAACAGGGACCCAGAGAGAGCAGUUUCUGCCAGUUCAAGAGCGAACAGCCUACACUUUGCUCACACUACCCUAGAUACGUCUGACAGUGAAGGAGCCUGCAUGAGGUCAGUGUGAUCUCUGUCAACGUUAUAUUCACACGAGCAUACAAAGCUGCUGUUGUCUUGUCAGAUGUACAACAUGAACAACACGACCAUGACAGCAAAUGGAUCAGAUACAGGUAACAGCAACAUGGCUUAUGCUGUAGUCUUUGGCUGUGUCUUGGUGCUGGGCCUGCCUCUCAAUGCGGUGUCACUGUGGACUCUGAUCCGCCACCACAGCCUCAAAUCCUCCAGCGCCGUCUUCAUGAUCAACCUGGCUCUGUCUGACCUGCUGCUGGUGAUCUCCCUGCCCAUGAGAGUCUACUUCUACGCCACCGGCAGCUGGCCCCUUGGGAUUACUGCAUGCGUCUCAAUCACUAUGCUCUUUCGUAACAACGUACGCUCCAGCUCCAUCUUCAUCACCUUCAUCGCUGUGGACCGGCUGCUGGCAGUGGUUUACCCUCUGAGAUCACGGCAUCUGAGAACCACCACCAACGCCUGGAAGGCCUCUGUCCUCGUUUGGCUCUUUGUGGUGGGAGUGAACGUCCCAGAGAGUGUCAACUUUUGGAGGCUUUUGUACAACUGCAAUGCAUCAAGACCUACCUGUUUUGAGUUUCCGCAAUGUCGGGUGUUUAGUUCAGCAGUUGGUCAUUUUCAGUUGAUUUUGGUGUUCACCAUGUUGGCAGUGAAUAUUGUAUCCACUGCUCUGGUGUCUUGGACUCUUCGCAGACAUCUCAGUGACGCUGCAAGGGUCAACAACAGGAUAAACGUUAUGCUGGUUUAUGUCAUCAACUUGUUGAUGUUUGUCAUCUUUUUUAUGCCUCUGACGCUCACCGUUUUGCUUAAAAGUGGGAGACAUACCAUCAUGGCAGCAGUAUGCCUUACUACUUUGAACUGCUGUGUGGAUCCGCUGCUGUAUUACUUUUCUUUGGAUGCCUUCUGGAAGAAAAAAGAGCAUGUGGACUCCUCCCUCGGAAACAGAAUAAUAGGUGAGACUAGUGGACAUCAGCUGGAGAAUUAGAAUAGGUGACAACACAUGUACUAUUUCAACAGAAUGCAUAAUUUGUGUGCCAUGUGUGGAUAUGUGACGUACAAGAUACAAUCUCUGCCUUAGACUGUAAAAGUUU
Molecule: messenger RNA, 1574 nt
Organism: Myripristis murdjan (pinecone soldierfish)
Lineage: Eukaryota; Metazoa; Chordata; Actinopteri; Holocentriformes; Holocentridae
Product: lysophosphatidic acid receptor 6-like
Exons: 4
Coding region: 539-1468 (309 amino acids)
Biological process (GO): positive regulation of Rho protein signal transduction; phospholipase C-activating G protein-coupled receptor signaling pathway
Cellular component (GO): plasma membrane
Molecular function (GO): lysophosphatidic acid receptor activity
Source: RefSeq, a predicted model, not a curated record